Trachymyrmex cornetzi is the source of this 843-nucleotide messenger RNA. RefSeq lists its product as uncharacterized. The record is from RefSeq and is a predicted model, not a curated record. The transcript is spliced from 4 exons. NCBI's taxonomy places the organism in Eukaryota, Metazoa, Arthropoda, Insecta, Hymenoptera, Formicidae. The coding region runs from base 1 to 843 and encodes 280 amino acids. Gene Ontology annotation, cellular component: plasma membrane. Gene Ontology annotation, biological process: sensory perception of smell; detection of chemical stimulus involved in sensory perception of smell. Gene Ontology annotation, molecular function: olfactory receptor activity; odorant binding.
AUGUUCACGAUACUGGCGGUCCUCAAGUACAGCAGUUUAGUGCUUAGCAAAAAUCAAGUAAGAAACUGUCUAGCGCGAAUGAAGGACGAUUGGCGAAAUGUCAUAAGUACCAAUGCUCGUAAUUCCAUGAUUCAUAAAGCCAAGACUGCAAGACGUUUGCUCAUUCUGUGUGGCAUAUUCAUGUACAUAUCCGGCUUAUAUUUUCGUACAGUCGUGCCGUUAAGCAAGGGAAAAACCAUUACCAAUCAGAACGUCACAAUCAGGCAUUUGCCGUGCCCGAGUUAUUUUGUUCUAUUUAACGGGCAAAUUAGUCCAGCGUAUGAAAUCAUGUUCUUUAUACAAUUCUUCUCCGGAUUCAUCAAGUAUACCAUUACGGUGGUGAUUUGCAGCCUCGCCGCUCUUUUCGUUAUGCAUACAUGUGGUCAACUUGAAAUAUUGAUGACGUUAAUAAACAGCCUGAUAAACGAAACAGAGGAAAAGAAUUUGGAUAAAAAGCUGGCUUUCACCGUGGAACAUCAGAUAAAGAUGCGAAAUUUCUUACGAUUGGUGCAAAGCACUUUGCAAUAUACGAGCUUAUUAGAAGUGAUGGGAUGUACGAUAAUUGUAUGUCUUCUAGGACACGAUGUCAUCACGGGAGAAAAAUUAGCAUUAACAGUAUGUACGUUGGCUUGGUACCGUCUUCCGAAUGCGAAAGCACGAGCACUGAUAUUAGUUAUAGCCACGUCGAUUGUUCCGGCAAAACUAAAAGCCGGAAAGUUCUUCGAUCUGUCCAUCAGAACUUUCGGCGAUGUUGUUAAAACGGCUGUGACAUACCUUAAUUUUAUUCGAAAAAUGAUGGAGUAA